AUGGCGGUGGCGGUGGCGGUGGCGAUGGCGGUCAGUAAUAACUGUCACAUUUAGAUUUACAGAUAUUUGCACACAGAUCCCUCUGAACACAGAUGCAGGAGUCUAGAUUGAAACGUUUCUAUGAUCCCUGUCCGCAGAGGUUCUUUCACAGACGAUCAUGUUGGAGUUUGAGGCGUUCCUCAUCGUCUCUGCAGACUCUCGUUCUUUGACCGCCGCUCGUCUCCGUAUGUGGGAGUCGGUCUGACUUCCACUUUACUCGCCUGCAGCUUGUUCCAAACACAACCGCAGACUCCUCCCUCACAGAGAACGACCAGCGCUGACCUUCCUUCAUCAGACACCAGGGGAACACGAGAUCAGAAAACUACAAAAACCAGAAUUCAAAGAACGUACCGAGUCAGAUCGAAGACCGCAAUAA
Xyrichtys novacula (pearly razorfish) is the source of this 415-nucleotide messenger RNA. Lineage: Eukaryota; Metazoa; Chordata; Actinopteri; Labriformes; Labridae. The record is from the annotation of a GenBank genome assembly.